Messenger RNA from Cylicocyclus nassatus, 783 nucleotides. The record is from the annotation of a GenBank genome assembly. NCBI's taxonomy places the organism in Eukaryota, Metazoa, Nematoda, Chromadorea, Rhabditida, Strongylidae.
AUGCACGAUGAAGUGAUGGAAAACAUUGAAGAGUUCAGGAUUGUCUCAGAAGAUGCAUGGUCUGAGAUUAUCAACUUUGGAAGUACUGAUGUUCCCAGUCCUUUUGCAAGAUACAUUGGCCGAAGUAGAAGAGAUGCCAGCACAUGUACAUGUGGAUUACCCCGCCGCGAUUGUCCCGCAGGUAUGAAGGGACCACCUGGCGCACCAGGGGAACCUGGCGCCAUCGGACCAGACGGAAAAGAUGGCCCACCCGGACUGCAGGGAAGAUAUGUCCAACAACCUAUGGAGUUUCCCAAAGGAUGCAUCCGCUGUCCUGCUGGAGCUCCUGGUGAGCCUGGGGAAGACGGUCAACCAGGUCCUCCCGGAAAAGAGGGAGCAAUUGGAAAACGUGGGGAACCUGGACUGGAAGGAGAUGGUGGCCCACGUGGAGAAACUGGUGAUCAAGGUGAACCUGGCAUGGAUGGACAGCCUGGCCAACCGGGUUCACCUGGUGCUGAUUGUUUCACUGGCGUUGGUAUGACAGGCACUCCGGGCCAAAUCGGCAUGCGUGGACCCCGCGGUCCACCCGGUAAAAACGGUGAACAUGGGCCUUGCGGCCCACCCGGAGAACCAGGACCGGAGGGACUACCUGGCAUGGAUGGAAUACCCGGAGCGAAUGGAACCGAUGGACCACAAGGAGAAGCUGGACAGCCUGGUGACGACCGCGGUUAUUGUCAGUGCCCGGAUCGUGAAGAAAUAGAUACCGUGCUCAAGUCUGCUCUUUGGUAGUUAUGUAUGUGUUGG